AUGGCUGUCCAUGGAAUUGUGGACACUUGUGCAUUUGCUGCUGGACAUGGUCAAUUGGAAAUACUCAAAUGGGCCCGUGAAAAUGGCUGCCCCUGGAAUGAAGACACUUGUGAAAUGGCUUCUUCUGGUGGGUAUUUGGAAGUACUGAAAUGGGCCCGUGAACAUGGCUGUCCAGAGGAAGAGGAAGAGGACGAAGAAGAUGAAGAUAUUUAG
Seminavis robusta is the source of this 213-nucleotide messenger RNA. Lineage: Eukaryota; Bacillariophyta; Bacillariophyceae; Naviculales; Naviculaceae. The record is from the annotation of a GenBank genome assembly.